ACCUGGCAGGGGUUUCUUCAAGGACGCGGCCCUUUCCCACCAGCCACAAGUGGAAUUGGAAACCCCGCGUGAGUGAGUGUGAGGCGGCUGUCUGAGCGUCAGUCUUCUACGGGGCCGUGUGGUGCCAGGUCGCCUGGGGUCUCGCAGGGCGCCAGGAAGCAGGACGCCUGGGGUCUCGCGGGGCGCCGGGGAGCGGGGCGCCUGGGGUCUCGUGGGGCGCUGGGGAGCGGGGCGCCUGGGGUUGCACUGAUCAUCCCGAACGGUUCACCCACGUGUGUCCUCGCCCGGAGUCCCGUGCAGGCAGCAAGGCGUCAGGAAGGCACCCGUGUGUGCUGACCCUGGGUGACCCCCUGACCCCGCCUGUGGCAGGGGCUGGUGUCCCUGGGGUCAGGCAGCUGGCAGACAGCCUGGGCCACACACACACCCGCGUCCUGUUUUCGCACCGUGGGUCUGUCUGUACGGUGGGAUUUUGCUGUGAGGCUUUGCCACCCACUACGUGGGAGAGGUGAUCUCUUGCGAGUUUCUGUGUGGGAUUAAAGGCUUUGUGCGGCACGGCCACGUCGUCAGGAGCGCCGCCGACACCCUCCGGCGUGGCAGCGGUUGAGUUCCUCCAAGCGCUCUCCCAAAGCCCUGUCUGUCGGCGGGCCGGCCGUUCGGGCUGAGGAUGAACGAGCUGCAGCUGCCUCGUGUUAACAGCUUGACUGUGAGGUCCCUCCGCAGCCCAGGGCGAGACGCAUCGCUCCACGAGGGGAAGUUGCCCGUUUUCCCGACCUCUUGCGCCACCCAGGCUGCAUCCUGGGGUGUUGUGGUGGCGGCUCCUCUGCCCUCACGUCUGUGCUUUACUGCAGGGCGUCCUCUGAACGCACGCGUCCCCUCGGGUGGCAGUGCUGCCACCCGCUUUCGGAGCUGGGGUGCGCUCAGCCGUCCUUGUCACCUCCGGGGCCUUUCUCCUCCCCAGCUUCCCCUCCGUCCCCCCGCCGCCCUCCCCCCAGCUUCGGCCUCGUGCUGCAGCAUGUCAGUGACCCUGCCCUCCUAUCCAGAAGGUUCUGGAAAUGCUGGCCUGUGGGAGUCCUGUAACUGGCUCCCACCCUCCCGAGGGAGCAAGACCUGAGCAGUGCGAUGGGGCGGCUGUGGGUGGCCGUGUCGGGGUUGCAUGGUCUCGCCACACGCCGCUGUCCUCAGACGAGGAGCGACAAAGAGGGCGCGAGGCAGGGGCUGCGCCCUGGGCACCCGCCGUCCUAGCAACUCGGUGCUGAGGGCGGUGGGAGGGAGGGGUUCCCCCCCAGGGAGGGAGGGUUCCCCCCCAGGGACGGCUCCCCGCCGGGCCGCCCUGCCCUCCUCCUCGGCCCCUGCUGUCCCGGUCCCCAGGGCCGUAAGCAGAGUCCUGCUGGGGCCAUUUCGUCCCGUGCAGUGUCCACACAGCCCUGGGCACUUUGAUGGCAGUUUCAUUGAAUCGUUCAUCCAAUUAAGGAGACCUGACUGGGUAAAAAGCAGCGAUUAAGUCCAAGAAGCGACCGGACGUCGCGCCAACAAGUGACUCCAGAGAGGAGCUGGGCGCGGGCGAGGCGGCCAGGUGGCCAGGCGUCCGGACCCCCGGCCUGCGGACUCAGCGGGGGGGCUCGCUCGUGUGCCUCUUGCUCCUCAGACGCCGGGCACCUGCGCGCCGAGCCCGUGCCUGGUGGCGUCUCAUGCGGAUCCAGCGUGCUUGCUGCUGGACGGCGGGGUCAUUCACCUUCUCGAGCCCCAGAUACACCCCCCCUGAAAUCACGGCCGCUCGGCACGGCCCUGAGACUUUCACUGCGUGCAGGACGGCUAGAGAGACCACAGGCAGGGCCCACCUGCCCGGGGGACCCGCCCGAUGGCCGGGCAGCCGGCUCACUGACGUGGCCUCUGAGGCCCUCAGAGCUGGUCGCUAUUGGGGGGGGGUGGGGGCGCUGCUGGAUCACGGGCUCAACACCUGCCCCUCCAGGCCCGGGGCCGGAGGUCACCAGGACAGGCGACCCCACGCCGGGCCUGGAACAGAAGGUCCGCAGAGGGCGCUUCCAGGUUUAAGGACCACCAUCUGGACCCUCCGCGUCCGCUUCCUGGAGGAGCAGGCCCUGCCCCGCUGGGCGACCUUCACCAUCUGGAACGCGGGCCGGCAGGGCCGCCGGCUCUACCGCAGCCUGACGGCGGAGUCACGGCAUAAGGUGGUCGCCUUCUGUGACGUGGACGAGAACAAGAUCCAGAAGGGCUUCUACUGCCACGAGGAGUCUCAGGAAAGGCCCAAGCCCCGGAUCCCAGUCCUGCACUUCCGAGCCGCACGGCCACCCUUUGUCAUCUGCGUGAAGCUGGUCACCUGUCUGCCUCCUUUGGAGAAGCGUCUGCUCAGGUCCUUCGCCUGCUUUCUCUGGGUCACUGCUGUCCAGCGGAGACGUAAGAGUUCCCUCCGUUUCCCGCCCAAGGCCCCGUCAGGUGCAUCGGCAAAUGCUCUUCCCACUCCCAACAGGCCCUUGAGCACAAGUUGCUCGACUUUGACAAAGUCCAUUUUUUGUUUCUGCCUGACUGCUCCUGUCUUGGUGUCACAGCUAAGAAACCAUCACCCAAUCCAGGGUCGCAAAGACUCGUCCCUGUGCUUCCUCUAAGUUGCCUCAUUUCAGCUGGGUCUGCAACCCUUUUGAGUGGACGUUUGGGGGCGGGGGUCAGCUGGGGCACCUUCGUGCCUUCCAGGUGGCUGUACCACGUCCUAGGACCUGGCGGCUGGCUGGCUGCAGUCCCGACGUGGCGCCUGAAGUUCUCUUGUCUGUCUGCCAGUUUGAACCUGCCUCGUGUACCUGGCACCAUGUUACAAAGUACAAGCUUGGCCUCCGCGAGCACACUCCCCGUGGGUCCGAAGUCCUGGCAGCCCAG
This is a messenger RNA of Phacochoerus africanus (Common warthog), 2889 nucleotides long. RefSeq names its product UDP-GlcNAc:betaGal beta-1,3-N-acetylglucosaminyltransferase like 1 (gene B3GNTL1). The transcript is spliced from 5 exons. Lineage: Eukaryota; Metazoa; Chordata; Mammalia; Artiodactyla; Suidae. The record is from RefSeq and is a predicted model, not a curated record. The coding region runs from base 1689 to 2624 and encodes 311 amino acids.